AUGGCAAUGUCACGCAUGGUCAAUAAGAAGUGGUCGAGAUGGCUUGUCUCGAACCUCUAUGUGUUGAUCGUGAACCCCAGCAGGGCGAACAGUCAACGCACCCCCACCCCCAACCUCACCCCAUCCGAGCCGACUCCGAAGAGACCUGCAUCAAAGAGAAGAUGCCUUUAUAAAGAGAACGUCAAGGGUGAUUCCAAUGCCUCGGACGAAGUCGAUCUGCGAACAUCAGCCCAACAAGAAUCAACAAUGGUGCCAGAGGCCUCGAGCUGGGCUGAUUUAGAGAACGAGUCCUUGGACUGGGAGCCUCCAUGGGAUAGCUCUGAAGGUUACCCCAGAGGAUGA
Molecule: messenger RNA, 342 nt
Organism: Penicillium longicatenatum
Lineage: Eukaryota; Fungi; Ascomycota; Eurotiomycetes; Eurotiales; Aspergillaceae
Exons: 2
Coding region: 1-342 (113 amino acids)
Source: RefSeq, a predicted model, not a curated record